AACUACCUCGCUUAUCUCCAUGCGCGCAGCUGCAAUUGUCUUUUUUCACACUCAAUCCACAUUAGGGUUUUAUCGCAAGGGGUGUGAAGAAAUUCUCUAUAAGAGCUUCACGAGAAAUCUACUAGACUCUCAAAAAAACUGUAUGAAUUUGUCAUUAUACAAGUUGAUAGCAUUUCAGUGCUUUUCCUAACGAAAAUGGCAUUAGCGAGAAAAUAUGCGUAUUUCUUUGUCGUAAUGAUGGGAAUGGCGAUGCUCAUGGCUGCUGGAACUAGCAUUGCCGCUGAGGGAGACGAAGACAAAUCGAUAUCUCUGGACCCUCUGACAAAGGCUACUGAGACGACAAGGACAAUUGAAACGAAAUCUGGGUCGUCUGAAAGUGUUCCAAGAGGUUCUACUCGCAUUGUGGUAAAAGAAAAGGCAGAUAAGAGAGACGAAAUCAUCAUCGUCUUACAUUUGGUCAUUAUCAAUCUUGUAAUCGUUACCUCUUCAAUCGUUUUCUUUCCGAUUCGAUUUUAGCGUUUGAUUUAGCAGCACUUUGACAAUAGAAUCUCAAGAUAUUUUUCCAUUUGAUAAAUCUCCCCCAUAAGACUUUUUCCCACUAUUUUGGAGGAGCCGAUAUGUCCGAUUCCUGUACAUUUUGGAACAAUCCAUUUCCUUCACAACUUUCUGCAGAAUAGCUAAGCCUACUACAUAUUCUCGUUCUCUUAUUUUCUCUGAACAGAAUUUUAUCAUGAUUGAAGUUAUCAAGGGGUAACCUAGAAAGUGUGAUUUAAUACUUA
This is a messenger RNA of Cryptomeria japonica (Japanese cedar), 779 nucleotides long. RefSeq lists its product as uncharacterized. Bases 196 to 516 code for a protein of 106 amino acids. The transcript is spliced from 2 exons. NCBI's taxonomy places the organism in Eukaryota, Viridiplantae, Streptophyta, Pinopsida, Cupressales, Cupressaceae. The record is from RefSeq and is a predicted model, not a curated record.